This is a messenger RNA of Boeremia exigua, 2344 nucleotides long. RefSeq lists its product as uncharacterized. The coding region runs from base 218 to 1879 and encodes 553 amino acids. NCBI's taxonomy places the organism in Eukaryota, Fungi, Ascomycota, Dothideomycetes, Pleosporales, Didymellaceae. The record is from RefSeq and is a predicted model, not a curated record. The transcript has a single exon.
AAACAAUUUUCUGAGCAAUCCUUUGCAAUCUGUCGUAUCGCGGGCCGCGGUACGUUACCCAGGGUGUCUACUGACGAACCAUGAUACUCAUCCAUAGUUUCUACACCAUAAUGUUGUUCACAUGGUGGCUGCGCACGUUGCGCUAUUAUUCCAUGGGCGACGUCUCGAUCCUCUAAACAAUUCGAAGUUUCACGGUGAAAGAUACUAGUCUGUUACCAUGUCACGCGACAACCGAUUGUUGACGCUGCUCGUCACCCUCGCCACUUGCCUGCACACGGUCAAACUCCACAUCUACAUGCUAUGGCUCACGAUGAUCUUGCAGAAGCCAGCCAUAGCUCGCCGCACUAUCGCCAUCGAACUACUUCGUCGGUCGGACCAGAUAAAGAGUCAUAGGCGCCGCGCGCCGUCUACCACUGCGACGCAGUUCCGUUUCGCGCACCCCCUACAGCGAAGUCCGCCAGCUAAACAGACUUGGUCUCAUGCGAAGAGUCACUGGAUGGCUAAAUCUACGGCGAGAGGGCGGAGUCUGCUGCACGAGCAGGUGGCGAUCGAGGUACCGUCAGCAAGCUUCCUGGCUGCGUCGCAAAAUAUUGACAGCUCCCUUCGACCAAGUGGAUUUGGAUCAUACGACACCCCCGGGGUCAGUGCAUCCCUGAAGCUGAGUUGGUCUGAGUCGGCACCUUGGUCCAUUCCUCGGGACGUCCUCACCCCUGCUUUUUCUGAAGGCGUACAAGACUCUGACACUCCAGGACGACAAGGAAAGCGCCAAAGAAGAGUGGUGUCCCUUGACACAAGUCCCCAGCUCGCGUCACCAAUUUCACCUUUUUUGGAGAGUGCCAGGCCGUCAUACGCACGUGGAGGCAGUGCGCACGAGCGCCUUUCUAGGCCAGCGAGGCACCAGCACCUACUGAGACGAGAACGAGUGUCAACGAGCGACUCUUACUACACACUACCGCUUUCCGACAUCGAUUCUGCAGGUUCUGAUGCCACACAUGCAGAGGCGAAACAUUCGCCUUACCCGCAAAUUCGUACUCAAACUGAUGCAACAGAAGGCGCACAGGAUGAGGGCCUUGGCAGCCCAAAUGAUACCCUAGUAAAUAGCACUGAUCUGCUCGAAGGACCUAUUACAAACAAGCGGUGGUCGAACUAUUCGAUGGACUCUACGUCGACUACCAUACGAAAGCCGUCAACCGCGACGCUUCGAGCGCGAAGCAGACUCAACGGAGGAUUGCUCGAAUUCAAAUCCAACACAGCAGGCCCGAAAACGCCGCUGCCCACUCGCAGACACCGGCGCAUGCUCUCUCUGAACCUUCCCAUACGCCCGAGCUUCUCCCAGCCCAGUAGCACCCAACGCUCCCAGACCCCAGGAUUCGCCUCCACGACACCCACACCGCGCGCCACCGGCGACGUCGCGAGCGCACCCGCUCAAAUCGAGUCCGAGCUGCAGUAUAAGCAACGCCACAUAUUCGUCGGCACCGCCUCACUACACCGCUUCCUCGACAUUCUCGAAACCUGCUCACCUGACUCAACCACCAAACCCGCGGUCAUGAAAGCGUUCACGGCCCUCGCGCACAAGGAACAAAUCAUGGUGCGCCGCAGCUCUCUCAGCCCUGCGGACUGGAACCUCGUUGCGCGCGUCGCGGCUGACGUGGCUGACUUUGAUUACAUUGUGCUGGCGCGCGUGCAGCUGGGGUCUAUCUCGCUACAGCAAUUUGUGGACUCUGUGCCGUUUAAUGGCCGUGAAGAGGCGCCGCUUGUGGCGGUCGUAGAGGCGUUCAAGAUCGCGAGUCACAUGGAUGCUGAGGAGGCCCGGAAUGUGGGGAGCAAGGCACGCGCGUACAGGAGCCUGCUGGCAUCGCUAGGCCAGGCGGCAGAGUAGGUUUACGCAGGGCUCGGCGUUAUUCGUGUCGUCGUCUGGACGACUGUUCAAGGCGCGCGGGUUCUCUGUAAAUGAGGCUGCUUUCGGGCUUCCCUUUUUUCCUUGUUUGUUGACUUAGACUCCUGCUCCCGUUCGAGCUUUAUACCCACUUUGAUACCCCCUUACGCAAUAAUACUCCUUUUACUGCCCGUACCUUUUCAAUCCGUUUGCUCUUGAUUUACUUUAUAGAUCUGGUGCUAUUGAUUACGAUCAAGCUCAUCCAGUUGGGCAUCCACCGAAGGUACAUAGAUUGAUGUCGGUGAAGAUCAGCUCGCUGCGAUCAGACAGAUUUACUCUUCAUUGCACCAAGCAACGUUCUGCAAAGAUAUAUUUCGCGAGACGUUUGUGGGGUCGCGGUGCUUGCUGCAGGCGAUCGGCUCUUCAUCCGUAGCGCCAGCGUAGAUCUGCUCAAUGCAAACCCCGGCU